Molecule: messenger RNA, 2183 nt
Organism: Spirodela intermedia
Lineage: Eukaryota; Viridiplantae; Streptophyta; Magnoliopsida; Alismatales; Araceae
Source: the annotation of a GenBank genome assembly
AUGUCCGACUCUGGAACCUCCCUUAAUUCGCACCUAUCCAGGAGGACACCCCUCCUCGGUCUCAAGAUAUGGGUCCUGAUCGGAGUCGGCGUCGGCGCCUUCAUCGUGGCCAUUCUCUCCAUCUUAGCCAUCUGCUUGACAGCAAGGAGCAGGAGGAAGCUCAGGGCUUCAGGUAAGCCUCCUAACACCCGGAUUCCCGCAAUCCCGGAGGAAAUCAAGGAGGUGCGCGUUGACUCUGCUGCGCAUGAACGGAUCAUCCUCGACGCUGACCGCAAAUUCAACGAGGAAGCGUCCCAGUUGGGGUCGUCUCGCUUCGGCUCAUUCUAUCAUGCUGACAAUGGUUUUGCUGAAGAAUGGCGCUUCUCUGGCGCCGCCAUUGAUGCUGGAGAGCAGUCACUGUCACACCCCCCACAGGCAGGCCCCUUGGCAGGCCUUCCAGAGCUCUCCUUCCUCGGCUGGGGCCACUGGUUCACACUGAGGGAUCUGGAGAACGCCACAAGGCGUUUCUCCAGGGACAAUGUUCUCGGGGAGGGCGGUUAUGGGGUUGUUUACAGAGGAGAACUCAUCAAUGGGACUCCAGUGGCGGUCAAGAAGCUCCUGAACAAUCUGUAUGCUCUAACCUUCCUAUUUCUUCAUCGCAGUCUACAAUCCCGUUGACUUUUGAAACUUCUGCUAUCACUAUCCAGGGGACAAGCUGAGAAGGAAUUCAGGGCAGAAGUCGAGGCCAUUGGCCAUGUCCGGCACAAAAAUCUAGUGCGCCUUCUUGGCUACUGUGUGGAAGGCACUCAAAGGUGCAUUCUCACCCCGCUACUCUCUCUCUCUCUCUCUCUCUCUCUCUCUGUGGGCACAUCUCCAGAAUCAACGUCAACGAAAGUCAAAGUUGAGAUCGAAUUCCUGUCCAUCAUCUUCCGCUGAUAUGAACUAGAAGCAUGACUGAUCGAUGAACUUGAUCUCUGCCUGUUUGGGAUUGUGCAGGAUGUUGGUUUACGAGUACGUGAAGAACGGAAAUCUCGAGCAGUGGCUUCAUGGCCCAACGCGACAGCACGGGUUUCUGACGUGGGAUGCUCGGAUUAAGAUCCUCCUGGACACUGCCAAAGCGUAAUCCCACUCCCCAGUCCCCAAAAAUAAGAAAUAAUAAUAAUAAAAAUAAAAGAUCUGCAGGAAGAAUGAUUUUGUCGGAUUAUUAUUCGCCCCCAAUUCUCAGAAUAUUGAUUAUUCGUCCCUGUCUGAGGCAGUCUGGCAUACUUGCAUGAAGCUAUCGAGCCGAAGGUGGUGCACCGGGAUAUAAAGUCGAGUAAUAUCCUGAUCGACGACGAGUUUAAUGGCAAGGUGUCCGAUUUCGGCCUCGCGAAGCUGCUGGGAGCUGGAAAGAGCCACGUCACCACUCGGGUGAUGGGAACCUUUGGGUAUCUGUCCCCAUCUUCCUAAGCUCGAAGACAAAGAGAACCGGGCUUUUCCAAAGAAUGAGCCGUGUGAUUCCUCCGCUGACUCCCCUCCGUUGACUUUCAGCUACGUGGCGCCAGAGUAUGCGAACACAGGUCUGCUCAAUGAAAAGAGCGACGUUUAUAGCUUCGGGGUCGUUCUGUUGGAGGCCAUCACCGGCAGAGAUCCCGUUGACUAUGGCCGCCCCGCCAAUGAGGUAUAUACAGAGAUCACCCUCCUCUCUUCCUCUUUAACUGGUCUUCGACGAAUCUUGCGGUUUCAUCUUCCUCGAGAGUUGACUUUACGGGUCAGCAGCUUUUCGACGGGAGUAUUUUUGUCACUCCACGUGUCGUGACGUCCUUGUAAACUGUAGGUCAACCUUGUGGAGUGGCUGAAACUGAUGGUCGGGAACCGGCGGUCAGAAGAGGUGCUGGAUCCGGCCAUGGCGACUCGACCAUCUACGAGAUCCCUUAAGCGAGCCCUCCUGGCAGUCUUGCGGUGCGUUGACCCGGACGCGGAGAAGAGGCCGAAGAUGAGCCAGGUCGUCCGCAUGCUCGAACCCAAUGGCCCGAUCCCGCGCGAGGUUUGAACCCUAACCGUAUCCCACGCUUUUGCCCCUCUUGCCCUUGUCGUCUAACCUUCCUGAGCACGGGUAGGAUCGGAGGCGGCGGAGUCGCCGCCCGGGGAACGCGGAGAGUGAAUCUCUCAAGGGCAUCUCCGACACGGAGAUGAGCGACAGCUCCGAGGCUUGCAACCAGUGA